UAUCGAGAAGCAUUUAAUCUCUUCAAUGUCAACCAUACAGGACAUUCUUCUAGAGACCAUCUUCACCAACUCUUACAUGCCUUUUCUUCUUCUUAUUGUUCUCAGAUUACCAUCUACAUAUAGCCAAGCUUGGCCAAAAAUAAAAAGGUAGGUUCAAGCUGCUGCUCCGAAUAUCCGACCUCAUCUCAUCAACCACUAAAAGAAAAAGGAAAUCUCCAUUUUGGAUAAGCUGCAAACUAAAAUGGGGAUAACAAUAUUUCCCACAGUUGAGAAGUGCACAUCAGAAGGAAGAGAAAAACAUACAGUAGUAGCAGACUUGGAUGGAACUUUACUCCGAAGUUGUAACUCUUUCCCAUAUUUCGCCCUGGUUGCUUUUGAUGUUUCUGGGGUUUUAAGGUUACUCUUUCUUCUCUUAGUCUUACCUCUUGCCGGAAUUCUUUACUAUUUAGUCUCAGAGUCAGCUGGAAUCCAAGUUAUUAUCUUUACAACUUUUGUGGGGAUGAAAGUUUCCGACAUAGAAUCGGCAGCACGUGCUGUGCUGCCAAAGUUCUAUUCAGAGGAUCUUCAUCCUGAGUCUUGGAGAGUUUUUUCGUCGUGUGGAAAACGUUGCGUUUUGACAGCCACCCCUAGGAUUAUGGUGGAAGCAUUUUUAAAGGACUAUAUAGGCGUGGACAUAGUUUUAGGGACAGAGAUUGAAACAUAUAAAGGUAGGGCAACUGGUUUUGUUAAGUCACCAGGGGUUCUUAUUGGGAAGAAAAAGGCUGAUAUUCUCCAAUCGACGUUCGGAGAAACUCAACCUGAGAUUGGAUUGGGUGAUCGUCAUACUGAUAUUCCUUUUAUGACAUUGUGUAAAGAGAGCUACUCUGUGCCACCAAAUCCAAAAGUAAAGGCUGUAACUUUAGAUAAGCUUCCUAAACCUAUUAUUUUCCACGACGGCCGCCUUGUCCAAAAGCCAACACCACUAACUGCUCUUUAUAUUAUUCUUUGGAUCCCUUUCGGUUUCCUCCUUUCUUGCCUGCGAGUUAUUAGUGCUUCACUCCUCCCGACCCCUCUUCACUACUACGCAUUUCGGGCCCUUGGCGCCCGUCUCACCAUUAAAGGAAACCCACCACCCCCUAAGAAAUCCAAAGACCAUUCUGGUGUUCUAUUCGUUUGCUGUCAUAGGACACUUCUUGAUCCUGUUUUUCUCUCCGCAGUUUUAGGUCGCCCUAUUCCAACUGUUACAUACUCUCUUUCACGAUUUUCUGAGCUUAUUGCACCCCUUAAAACAAUCAGACUCACUCGAGAUCGUGCCUCUGACGCUUUCGUGAUCAAGAAACUAUUAGAAGAGGGUGAUCUCACAAUUUGCCCAGAGGGGACUACAAGUCGUGAACCAUUUCUUCUUAGGUUUUCGUCAUUAUUUGCUGAGUUAACUGAUGAGCUCGUGCCCGUGGCAAUGGUGAAUAAGAUGAGUAUGUUUUAUGGCACAACAGCUAGGGGAUGGAAAUGGAUGGACUCGUUUUUCUUUCUCAUGAACCCACGUCCCAGUUAUGAAAUUACAUUCUUGAAAAAGUUGCCGUAUGAGUUCACUUGCAAGUCUGGGAAAUCAAGCCAUGAAGUCGCUAACUACAUACAAAAAGUUAUUGCUGAAAAUCUUUCUUACAAGUGCACUACUUUAACGAGGAAAGAUAAGUAUAUUGCUCUUGCUGGAAAUGAUGGCACUGUUAUGAAGAAGCCUUGAAUCAAGGUCUAAAGUAUAAUGGUUUGUUUACGUAGAUAGAGUAUCCUUUCAACAAUUAUGUAAAAGGUUGCUUGCUAAAAAUAUUUUGGAAAUAAUGGUUACCCAAA
Messenger RNA from Nicotiana tabacum (common tobacco), 1827 nucleotides. Its product is annotated as glycerol-3-phosphate acyltransferase RAM2-like. The record is from RefSeq and is a predicted model, not a curated record. Lineage: Eukaryota; Viridiplantae; Streptophyta; Magnoliopsida; Solanales; Solanaceae. Gene Ontology annotation, cellular component: membrane. Gene Ontology annotation, molecular function: glycerol-3-phosphate 2-O-acyltransferase activity; phosphatase activity. Gene Ontology annotation, biological process: cutin biosynthetic process.